AUGACUCUGUUCUCUAGCCUGAGCCGUGCCUCUUGGCUCUAUCCCUUACGAGGCAUAAAAUUUUUCAUAUUCCACCCUUAUCUGUGGCCUCUGUUUCGCGCGAGACUCCUGUCCAUAUCUCUUCUUUCUGCAUUCAUUUAUUCCAUUCUCUUCACCCUCGCUUAUCUGCCACAAGUAGCCUUUCUCGCCAUCUUUCACGGCAGUGGCGCAUGGGUGAAUGGCCUCUUCCUCGUGCUAGGAGAGGGUGCUGUCAUUGUCCAGAUUCUCUUUGAAGCCUUCUUCGUGGAUGAAACGCUUGUUGAUGUUUUCGAUGCCGUUCUUAUAAGUCAGGGCGAGGAGCACCUCGUCGCUACCUCACGAAUUGUAUAUCCCUCCGUAGACCAUAGUCAGGGCGGGGAUGGGGAUGGUGACGGUAACGGCAACGGGGAUGCUGCUCUCUCGCGCAAUCCGAAGCAAAGAUUAGGUAAACCGAUAAUGAGUGCAGUAUAUGCACCUUUUUCCCUACGGCAGAUUGUGGAAUUCAUUGUACUCCUGCCACUUAACCUUGUCCCCGUUGCUGGAACGCCGAUGUUUCUAAUCCUAACCGGCUAUCGGGCGGGGCCGCUGCAACACUGGAGAUAUUUCGAGUUGAGAGGGUUUAAUAAGAGUGAGAGGAAGAAGUUUGUGGUCAAAAGGAGAUUGAGAUACACGUGGUUCGGAACCGUUGCUUUAAUUCUCCAGCUGGUGCCCAUGCUAUCCAUGUUUUUACUCCUCACCACAGCCGCAGGCUCAGCCCUCUGGGCUGCCGAUCUUGAGCGGCGUCGAAGAAUGGCUAUCGAGCGUGCGGAGGCGGUCCGCACUAGCGGAUAUCGAGAUCUUCCGUAG
Molecule: messenger RNA, 864 nt
Organism: Paracoccidioides brasiliensis Pb18
Exons: 3
Coding region: 1-864 (287 amino acids)
Cellular component (GO): ascospore wall; lipid droplet; prospore membrane
Source: RefSeq, a predicted model, not a curated record